UUAACAAAUUAGCUUGUUAGCCAUUUAGCGGCGCGUUUAUGGUGUUUUGACUCUAAAUACGAGGUUACAAAUACACGAACGCGUUAAAAUGGAAACUUUAUUCUCAUUCGAGCUAUUAGUGGAUACGAUUCAGAUGAAUAUCGACACAAAAGCGUCUGAGGAGCUGGCUGUAGCGCUGCGUCUGCUGGACUUUCCUACGCUUAUUAUUUAUCAACCAAAACACAAAGACCUGAAUCAAAAAGAGGGCGAAUAUACUUUUAAUAGAGGCAAGGCUUGUUUCUUUAAAAUGAACAUGGACACGCUUCAAAGCCAUUUGACAAGCACACCUCUUUACGCAAUGGUUUUGGAUGUAAAAGAAGAAAUACCCAAGUUUGUUGGCAGCUCGCUUAUUUCUCUCACUAAAGUCAUGAACAAAAUAAAACAAGAUGCCACUGAACGUGGUGUUUCUACUCCUUCUUCACAUGGACAAAGAGGAACUGUUGGAAUAUCUAACCUCAAGGGAGUGAAAGUUGGGACACUUUUCCUCAGUUAUAAACUUCUGAGCCUGGGUAGUAGUUUAAUACCACAUAUAAAUGAUAAAGUGGACUCUACAAAUGUGGAUGUAUGCUUGAAAGACAAAAUCAACAAGAAAGAAUUUGAUGAAUUGCCUGUAAACGCUGAAAAUCUGCAGAAAUCAGAUCAAGAUGAAGGCUCUAAGCUUUCCAAUGAGGAAUCCAUUAAACAGGAGACAUUUCCCUCUGAGUGCCAAGAAAUAGACAGUCAUGAGGAAGAGUGCAUGUCUAUAUUUUGUCCACCACACCUUUAUUACAAUAAUACUGCCAAAGAAAGCAGAAAAUAUGAAGAGGAGAACCGCAAACUACUGGAAUCAAACUUUGAGAGUAUUCCAGUAGUGAGAGGAUUCCAGGAUGAGAUUGCUCAAACUGUGCACUUAAAGGAACAGAGACCUAACGUUACAAAUUCUAGCCAAGAAAAACAGCAAAUUUCCACUGGUGAUGUGACCCCGAAUGUCAUUGGUCAAGCCUUACGACAGAUGCCUCUUCUCAAUGCUCUCCUUGUUGAACUUUCACAACUAACCUCUUCCAAUGUCAAUCAACCUCUGACCGUUCACCCCAAUCUGUCUUGGAUAUACCGUCCCGCUUCCACAGAAUGCCACAAGUCCUAG
Molecule: messenger RNA, 1162 nt
Organism: Periophthalmus magnuspinnatus
Lineage: Eukaryota; Metazoa; Chordata; Actinopteri; Gobiiformes; Gobiidae
Gene: map10
Product: microtubule associated protein 10
Exons: 2
Coding region: 89-1162 (357 amino acids)
Biological process (GO): positive regulation of cytokinesis; mitotic spindle midzone assembly; cytoplasmic microtubule organization
Cellular component (GO): cytoplasmic microtubule; midbody; mitotic spindle midzone
Molecular function (GO): microtubule binding
Source: RefSeq, a predicted model, not a curated record